Hordeum vulgare subsp. vulgare (domesticated barley) is the source of this 1085-nucleotide messenger RNA. RefSeq names its product universal stress protein PHOS34-like. The record is from RefSeq and is a predicted model, not a curated record. The transcript is spliced from 4 exons. NCBI's taxonomy places the organism in Eukaryota, Viridiplantae, Streptophyta, Magnoliopsida, Poales, Poaceae. Bases 204 to 692 code for a protein of 162 amino acids.
UGGCACCCUUACUAAGACGCAAGUGUCGCCGUCUGCAGCCGAAGCUCGCGCCGCGAAGGUUUCUUUAAUCCCGUGAAGAAACACACAAGAAGGGAGGAGAGGCAGCACGCAAUCAGCCAGCCCAGCCAGCCGCUCGCCCUCGCCGCCGCCCAAUUGACCCGAUCGAGGAGCCUCCCAGGCCCAGCGAAGGGGCAGAGGCAGCCAUGGCCACCGCCAACCUGUCCAGCGUGGUGGUGGCGGUCGACGGCAGCGAGGAGAGCAUGAAGGCGCUGCGCUGGGCGCUCGACAGCCUGCGCCUCCGCCCCGACGGCGCGCUCGUCGUGCUCCACGUCCAGCCGCCGCCCGGCAUCGCCGCGGGCCUCAACCCCGGCCCCAUCCCCUUCGGCGGCCCCAGUGUGGCGGAGGUGCCGGCGUUCACGCAGGCCAUCGAGUCGCACCAGCGGCGGAUCACGGAGGCGAUCCUGGAGCACGCGCUCAAGAUUUGCUCCGACAAGAAUGUGGAGGUGAAGACGCAGGUGGUGGUGGGGGAUCCCAAGGAGAAGAUCUGCGAGGUGACGGCCGAACUCAAGGCCGAUCUGCUCGUCAUGGGGUGCCGUGCUUUUGGCCCUGUCAAGAGGAUGUUCUUGGGCAGCGUGAGCAACUACUGCAUCAACAGCGUCGGCUGCCCCGUCGUCGUGAUCAAGGGCACCUGACCCAUCCUCCACCAACAAACAUUCGUUGUUGCGUUCCGCAUCAUGUUUUCUGAGGUUGCCACCGUGUUGUUGUGUCCACUCCUGUGCAAAUUCACUGCACACUUCCAACACUAUCUAUGGUCUAUUGGUUUAUAUGUUAUCAUUGACGUUGUUUGCUAGUGCUUGGUUGGAUGAGGCCGAAGAACUGCUCAGGUCUGUACAUUCCGUGCGUGGAGAUUGCCAAAUUGGUUGGUUGUGGGAUCCGUGGAAAUAAGCCUGCACACCGUGCACUCUGUUUUGUAAAUUGAUCAUUGUUGUAUAUUAUUAUCAGCUAAAACACGGUGCCAUGGGGCACAUGGUUUUGUAUAAAUAAAACAUUGUUACAUGGGGCAAGAGUCCCUGGUUUCCUUGUCC